Messenger RNA from Malaclemys terrapin pileata, 1608 nucleotides. RefSeq lists its product as uncharacterized. NCBI's taxonomy places the organism in Eukaryota, Metazoa, Chordata, Testudines, Emydidae. Bases 473 to 1285 code for a protein of 270 amino acids. The record is from RefSeq and is a predicted model, not a curated record. The transcript is spliced from 2 exons.
CUCAGAAUAUGAAAAAGAAGGGCCCGGGCUUGUUAAUCCCUUCCAUGGGGGAAAUCAGUUUUGCAGACCUACAGGUAUAUCAGGGGCAGCAGAGCACUUUGUAAAGGAUUUUAUAAGGCAAUGCAAGGGCAGUAAGUCUCUGUCUGCAAAUUCCUAAAGCGGGUGUAUUUGUAUUGAGUGAGUAACUGGAACCAGAUGGAGUCUGGAAACCUUUAUAUUUACACAGGACCUGAGGGAAAGAGGCGUCUAAGACUGGAGAAUUUCAGCUUUUCAAGGAGGUCGCCACUGAGUGCAAAGGUUUCAGGGCACAGCUGGCCAGGAGCUUCAUUGUAAGAAGCUGCGUGUGGUCUGUCUUCAUCUCUUGGGAUGUGCUCUGGGGACGUGGGCACUAGUUAAUCUGAAAGGUGAUAGUGAAAGGUGCUGAGCAGCGUGGGAGCUGAGGACAGUCAGCACUGAGCAGGAUUGGGCCCUUAUGUGUGUGAGCAUCAAGUUCAUUUGCUCCAAUCCCUCGGAUAGAGACAAGCACCUACAAGAUCUCUAUCAAGCAUUCUUAAAACUACAAUACCCACCUGCUGAAGUGAAAAAACAGAUUGACAGAGCCAGACGAGUACCCAGAAGUCACCUCCUACAAGACAGGCCCAACAAAGAAAAUAACAGAACACCUCUAGCUGUCACCUUCAGCCCCCAACUAAAACCUCUCCAGCGCAUCAUCAGAGAUCUACAACCUAUCCUGAAAGAUGAUCCUUUACUCUCACAGAUCUUGGGAGACAGACCUGUCCUCGCUUACAGACAACCCCCCAACCUAAAGCAAAUACUCACCAGCAACCACAAAUCACUGCACAAAACCACUAACCCAGGAACCUAUCCUUGUAACAAACCCCGAUGCCAACUCUGUCCACAUAUCUAUUCAAGUGACAUCAUCAUAGGACCUAAUCACAUCAGCCAUACCAUCAGGGGCUCGUUCACCUGCACAUCUACCAAUGUGAUAUAUGCCAUCAUGUGCCAGCAAUGCCCCUUUGCCACGUACAUUGGCCAAACCGGACAGUCUCUACGCAAAAGAAUUAAUGGAUACAAAUCUGACAUCAGGAAUCAAAAUACUCAAAAACCAGUGGGAGAACACUUUAACCUGUCUGGUCAUUCAGUGACAGACCUGCGGGUGGCUAUAUUACAACAGAAAAACUUCAAAAACAGACUCCAACGAGAGACUGCUGAGCUAGAAUUGAUAUGCAAACUAGACACAAUCAACUCCGGUUUGAAUAAGGACUGGGAAUGGCUGAGCCAUUAGAAUCAAUGUUUGUAUCUCCCCUUGUAAGUAUGCUCACACUUCUUAUCAAACUGUCUGUACUGGGCUAUCUUGAUUAUCACUUCAAAAGUUUUUUUUCUCUUAAUUAAUUGGCCUCUCAGAGUUGGUAAGACAACUCCCACCUGUUUAUGCUCUCUGUAUGUGUGUAUAUAUAUCUCCUCAAUAUAUGUUCCAUUCUAUAUGCAUCCGAAGAAGUGGGCUGUAGUCCACGAAAGCUUAUGCUCUAAUAAAUUUGUUAGUCUCUAAGGUGCCACAAGUACUCCUGUUCUUCUUUUUGCGGAUACAGACUAACACAGCUGCUACUC